CCUACAACUGAGAGUGAACUGCUUAGAGUGCCUUGACUAACUAGGACCUUUUGACAUUGCAGUGAUACCUCAGUGGAACUCAAAGCAAUGGCACUGCAUACUGUCCUGCUUUUGUCCAUUAGUUGGUCUUCAGUGCUGCAUGAAGGGUUAGGCUUCCCUGUCAUUGGCCAGUCUGAAGUGAAUGAACCAGAGCCUGCACACAGAGUGCGCACUAAACGAUGCUCCUGCAACAACCAGAUGGACUCUGAAUGUCACUACUUCUGCCAUCUGGACAUAAUCUGGGUGAAUACCCCAAGUAAGAUUACUGUGUAUGGUCUGGGCAGUCCUCUGGCUCGGCGGCGGAGGUCUGCAGGCCGCUGCCUCUGUGCCAAUUCUGCUGAUCAAACCUGCAGCAGCUUCUGUGUCCACAGCUUAGAAGAGGUCAGAAGAGUCAUGCUGAAGAACCUAUCUGAGCUACUAAAAGAUCAAUCAGAAAGCCCUACAGCAGACCUGCACAGUGCCUUGAAAAAGCAACACAAUGUUGCUCCAGUAGUAGUGGUUGAUGGAACUGUGGACAGAGCUUGUAUAGAUGUUCUCACAUUCCUCAGAAGAGCCAGGACAAUGAAGAGGAUUCCUGCUCCUAGACAGAGGGGCUCCAGGGUCUUUAGACUGGCUAUAGCUAAAUUUAGGCUGGGAACAAUGAGGACAGCAAGCACCUGAAAAAACCCCACCCUCACAGCCUGUCUGGCAGAAGGGAGUGUCAAGCAUGAAAACAUCUACAAGGGAGAGAAAAGAGCAGAGGGCAGCAGGAUGGACAGAGAGUGAACAUUUAAAUCACAUGUGAAGUCCAGCUGGGAAAAUGCUGAGAGGCAGCAGAUGGAGAAUGGCUCUGUGGUUCCAAAACUGGUUUUACAAACCAAGGAAGGUGAAUAAUGAAGAAGAGCUGAGCUGUCUGCCUUCAAGACAUUAUAGACGUUGGUGGUCCUUCUUCUAAAACCAUGAUAACAGUUAUUGAUAUGGAUUUAAAGGCUAUGUGGGAAGGUAAAUAAAAUCACAUAGGUUAUGUUGGCUGAAGUACAUCUUAAGUUGCAUUUUGUUAUGUGGAAAAAGCAGAAAAUAUUUUUUCAUGAAAGAGUACUUCUUGCAAUGAUUUUUAUGAUUGCUGCUGUAGACUGGUUCAGUUCCUUUUAUAUCUCUACAGAGUGCAAGAACUGAAAAACUGCACUAAACAUUUCUUUACCUAAGAAAGAUCAAAGGUCAUGUUAUAGCUUACAUUUGCUUUAUCAUUAUAGGGCAUACUAUUCAAACUACUCGCAGAAGUCUCACUGGCUUCAGUGGACAUUGUUUAACAUUGUUUAUGCUUUUGAUUAGCUGUUUGUUAUCUGUUAUGGCAACAGCUGACAAUAGAGCUGGGUGUGCCAAAAACACUUUCCUAGUUAUAGAGGAGGGAACAUAGCUGAUUUUUAAUUACUUAGUGACAGUAUUUUUACAGUGGUUGAAAUGUAGAUUUGACAAGUAAUGGCAAUAAAACCUUUUGAAAAGGAGUUGGUUAAAUAACACUGGAUGGUCAAAGACCAAGUUGGGAGUUGUGCACUUGUCUUGAAAGACCUUCGCAGGGGCAGGCACAAUGUCAAUAUGUUUACCUAGUGGGUGUCAUAGUUCAGAGCAUAUUAACUUUGCUUGAGUUACCUAGUAUGGAAGUAUAUACUCCUAGCAAGAAUUUAAUUAUAUCCCUUUGAUACUUAUGUCUGUAAUAUUAGUAUCCAUAUUGGUAGCUUAAUUAGAGAAUGUAGUCAUGAAUGCUCUUCACCAAAAUUUGCAUUUCAUAAUGGAGUUGCAUGAGCUGUAAAAUACGUUAUUAAAUCAUUUUGGAUGUUUUAUAUUUUCUAUUGUCAUUCUAAAUUGACUAGUUACAAUAAUUAAUUUUACUAUUUCCACUACCACCUUGUGCAAUGACAAAAUGUGCCAGUUAUUGGCCACCUUUAAAGGAUUAAUGUGUGUAUAAAACAUUAACUGUGGUGAGGUGCAUGUAAAAUGAGUGUGUUUUGGAGAAUGAGAAAAUUCCACAGUCAGAGUAACAGGAAGAGCAAAGUAAUUACUAAAGCAAACAGGUGCAUAAAUCAGGAAGCUGACAAAUGGCACAUGGACAAGUAACAUUAGACAAUAGCCAUAUGAAAACAAGUGUAAUGCUUUCCUCCUGCAUUUUGCACAAUCCACUAGCUUGUGAGCCCUGUAGGUCUGUGAAUAUACUUAUAUUUACUUCUUAUAUCCUGUGUGUCAGAAUUUCAAUAUGGACAAAGCCUUAUAAACUGACCUCAGAUGACCUUGUAAAUCUAAAACCAUGAGGCCAAUGAAUAAAUUGUUUGAAGUUUUUCUGACUGAGGUAUCAGCAGAAAUACCUGAUUGAUCAUUUCCACUGCUAGUUCACUUUGUCACUGCAGUAUCGGUGGUAGUGGUAAUGCUAGAAUAUAAAUGUACUUCCUCCUUCAUGUUUUUGUAUUUCUUUCUUAUUUAUGAGAAAGGAACGAGAUGAAGGCAAUGUAAAUUAAAUGUUAAUAUCUGAGACUGGCUUUGUGUGUCAAAAUCUAGCCAGGCAGUCUAUGUAAAUUGUUUACAGUGGCAUUACAGAGUGUUUGAAAUUGAUUCUUCAACAUGUUUUGUACUUGUUCUUAUAAUUAGAUCUCUGUCAAUAUACUGCU
Messenger RNA from Electrophorus electricus (electric eel), 2678 nucleotides. RefSeq lists its product as uncharacterized. Gene Ontology annotation, cellular component: extracellular region. Gene Ontology annotation, molecular function: endothelin B receptor binding; hormone activity. Gene Ontology annotation, biological process: vein smooth muscle contraction; regulation of vasoconstriction; regulation of systemic arterial blood pressure by endothelin. Lineage: Eukaryota; Metazoa; Chordata; Actinopteri; Gymnotiformes; Gymnotidae. The record is from RefSeq and is a predicted model, not a curated record.